Molecule: messenger RNA, 1993 nt
Organism: Labeo rohita (rohu)
Lineage: Eukaryota; Metazoa; Chordata; Actinopteri; Cypriniformes; Cyprinidae
Gene: zc2hc1c
Product: zinc finger, C2HC-type containing 1C
Exons: 3
Coding region: 147-1790 (547 amino acids)
Source: RefSeq, a predicted model, not a curated record
AUUUUAUUGAACCUGAGUAGAUCGAGCGGUUCACAUUCACAGAAAGCACAAGCCGAGCACAGGUGGACAGCGCUGUUAUUAGAUGAUCAACUCCUGCUAAAGCUGUACGUGUGAGACAGUCACUGAGAUUUACACACUGCAUAAACAUGCAAACGGUGCCACACUAUCAGUUCACGCAGCACUUUUGGGAAAAGGAGACAGUAUCAACAAAACUUCCAUAUUUGCACAGAGAGGGCAUGAGCAGACAGCACAGUCCCUCAGGAGCUCAUCACAACUCCAGACCGCAUGUUCUAGAAAACCAAGAGGGAAAGAUGAGCUACAUGAGAGGGAGACAACAACCCUGGCAACAUCCAGACAACAUCCAUAGGAAGAAACACAUACAUCUGGAGGAGCAGAAUGAAUACGUUCCUUCACGGAAAGAAUCUGACAAACUCUUCCCUCUAAAACCAGUCCUUCACAAGAGAGCGUACAGCCUGAGUAACGUCACAAAACCAGAACAUCAAGAGAGACUUUACUCAUGUUUGACUGAUCAGGCGGCUAUUAGACACCAGCAGAAGGUUGUAAGGAAACUAGAUGCUCUUACUUCAGACUAUCAGGGGAGGAGAAAUCUGACAAAGAGCGAUGUGGACCGUGAACAGAAGUUUGAGAAACAAACACGGCUGUCAAAGGAAAUCCAGUCCAAGGAGAUGAUGCUCCAGGAGAAGAUUUUCAAAGCAGAGGAGACUCUGAGAAGAGUCCAAAAAGAGAGGAAGGAUAGUGCGAGGAGAGAUGAGAGAAAUAAAAAAUAUUUGGAAAAGCAAAAGGAGGACAACAGGUUCUAUAGUAAUGGAUACGGUGACUGGAAUGAGGAAAGAGACCGAUAUGGGAGUGAAAGAAGGGAAUUCAGAGAUGAUGUGGAGAGAUGGGAGGAGUGGGAGCGGGGGAUAAAUGGUGGCCAGGUGGAGAGGGGGCACCAUUUCACCUCAGAGAUGAGAAAGGGUCACAAGCUGGAGGAAAUGAGAGAGUGGGACGAGUAUGAACACACAGCAACGCACAGGAGCCGGGAAAUGAGUAAUGGGCGAAGAGAGAGAGGAAUGGGAUGGGACAAUGUGAGAAGAAGAAGGGAAACACACAACCUGUAUUUGCACAAUGAAGAUGAAGAACACUGCGAUGUGAGAAAACCAGAUUUAUCGGACUCUGUGAGAAGAGACAGAUCUCACCUCAAACAUGAGAGGAGAGAAAAUAAAGAUGGUUUAUAUCAGCUCACAUCGAAACUCAUGAGGGAGGCCGACCCGGACAGAAAUCCCAGCCAGAGAGGAAAGCGCCUGCAGCAGGUGGAGCUCAGUCUGGAGGAGAAUCCAGAUGCUCCACACCAGCUGAUCCCGUGUAAUGUGUGCCAUCGAUGCUUCGCACGAGACCGCCUGGAGACGCACAUGAGGGUGUGUGAGAAAAAGCGGCCUCAGCGCAAGAUCUUUGACAUGUCACAGUACAGAGCCAAAGGGACAGAUCUCGAGGAGUUCAUGAAAACCAACAGCAGGAGCAAAACCCCAGAACUUAAGAAGAACAAUUGGCGGCAGAAACAUGAGGCCUUCAUUCAAACUAUGCGUCAGGGUCGAGCUCACACUCCUGGAAGAGUGCCGCCACAGUCAGUCGCAAACCUAAACUCAGAAUAUGUAACCUGCCCUCAUUGUGGCCGCAAAUUUGCCCCAGGCCCGGCAGAGAGGCACAUCCCAAAGUGCCAGAACAUCAAGAGCAGACCACCACCUCCCAAACAACCACACAGCGCCACCAGGAGGAAGAUCACACAGUGACGUGUGCUAUAGCAAUUCUCUGUGUGCUGCUGAGGCUUUUGCAUUGAACAGAGUACAGUUGAACUUUUUUAAAUAUAAUGCUAUUUGCUUAUUUAAAACCACUUUGUCUGGAACUUAGACUAAAAAAAAAAGUAAUUCUCCUGGAAGUAAAUAUUAUCGACAGAAAACUGAUUUAAAUGACAGAUGUUUGUAAAUUAAAUGUC